UGACUUUGACAAGAAAGAAGAGCAGGGAGAGAGCAACAUAUACUGAAAACUGCCUUUUCUGUAUUUCUACUUGUUUCUUUUUUACUAAAAAAGAUCCUGCACUAUCAAGUUGUGGUCUUUAACAAAAAGGUUCCUUGUCAGAGAGAUUCAAGUUAGAAAUAUCGCCUGUUCAUCCCGACUGAGAAGUGAAGUGUCAUGGCGUCCGACGUUCAAAUGCAAGGAGAAAAACCAAAAGCAGUUGCAUUUGAAGUGUGGUUUAGGCCAGUAGUCGAAAAUGCUCGUACUCCAAAUUUUUCACCGUUGCGAGGAGAUAAAAAUGUCAGUAAAGAAUACCUGAUGAAGAAACUGAAGGAAGCUGAGAUCAGAAAAAAGAAACUCACCCUUCAUAGUUUGGCAAAGUUGGCAGCUAAACAACAAUACAUCCAAAAAGUCAGGGCAAGUGCUGAUCAACAAGGAAAAAUUGCAGAGGCUAAAUUGAAAAGCAAAAUGGAAACCUAUGGCGAGAACAAGAAUGCAAUUGAAAAAGCAUUGCACACUCGACUGAAUGCCAAAGAGGAGCGCAUUAAAGAUGUUAAGGCAAAGAACCAGGCUCUGAUUGACUCGCAGUGCAAGGAAAUUGAGGAAAAAAUCCAGAACAAGCUUGUACAAAGCGAAGAAAAGACAGAAGCAUUGAGACAAGCACUGAAAGAUAAGCUUCAAGCUCAUGAUCAGAAGUUGAAAGAAGCAAAAAAUGUUGUCCAAGAAAAGGUUGAAAUGCACUCCAAGAUCACUGAGGAGAAACUGCAGAAGAAGAUAAAGAUCUCUACUGAAAAGAGACAGACCUACAUUGAAAGCCUUAAAGAGCGUGUUCAUGACCAAAAUGUCACAGCUGAACAGAAGAAACAGAUACAUGAAGAAGAGUGCGCUCUCAUUCAGCAGCUAUAUGAAGAAAAGCUUCAAUCCAAAAUGGUGAAAUAUGGGGAAAAUCGUACAGCUCUGCUGAAGGCUAAGCAAGAUCAACUGCAUGCUCAUAAUUGUCUUGUUAAGGAGAAAUGUAUCUCAGCCAAGCAAAGGAAGCUAGCACAGAGAGGUUAAACAAAUACAAACAUAUUUUGAUUUGGUGAAACUUUCCACUUUCCAAGAUGAUGUAAAUUACUUGUUAUUGUAUGGUACAUUCCUGUAUGUACAUGUUUAGUCAUUAAUUACAAGUUAUGUAAGUUCACAUUUAAUGACAAGUUGUUCCUACUUUUGUGGGUAAAACUGCAAAACCCCUAAAAUAUUUGAUUGAUGCACCUAAGUUGUAAAUUAUUCUAUUGGAGUAUUUCUUGACUAUCAGGUUUACUCUCAUGAGAAAAUGUUUUCACUCAAAGGCUUUUAGUUGUGGCACAAGAGGUCCAGUUUGAACUUCAGAACUGAAUCCUUCACAGUAUACACUGUGGUUAUACCUUGAAUCAUUUGCAUAUUUCGGGGCAAAGCACUCCGUAAGCUUGUAAAAGGAUAUCAAUGCAAAAUAAUUGUCCUGGCUAUGAACAAACUAGGUAUUUAUUAUGAAUGCAAGCUUACUCUUACUGUUAAUCUCGGUAAUCUUACUUCCAUACAAUCCAUGGCCAUGAAACCAUACUCAUUCAUUUGGUUGUGCCAUUGAUUGUAAAGGCCAGUUCACACUGAACAGCUAGGCCUUUAUGCAUCAGUAUGAGCUCAUCAGUAUUGCUCUGAAAUAUUUCUUACAUGUAGCAUCAGUGUAUAUACUUUGUUUAACAUAGGGGUCAUAUUUGUUUGUAAAUGUUGUGAGUUAAUGACAGUUUUGGUUCAUGCAGCCAUUUAAAAAUAUUAAAAAAAAUUGAAAUAAUUUUGUUGAAUAAAUUUAAAUA
Messenger RNA from Exaiptasia diaphana, 1850 nucleotides. RefSeq names its product cingulin-like. Gene Ontology annotation, cellular component: neuron projection; cytoplasm. Gene Ontology annotation, molecular function: tubulin binding. The record is from RefSeq and is a predicted model, not a curated record. Gene Ontology annotation, biological process: microtubule depolymerization; regulation of microtubule polymerization or depolymerization; neuron projection development. Bases 196 to 1074 code for a protein of 292 amino acids. The transcript is spliced from 3 exons. NCBI's taxonomy places the organism in Eukaryota, Metazoa, Cnidaria, Anthozoa, Actiniaria, Aiptasiidae.